This is a messenger RNA of Haliotis rufescens (red abalone), 3517 nucleotides long. RefSeq names its product heterogeneous nuclear ribonucleoprotein U-like protein 1. NCBI's taxonomy places the organism in Eukaryota, Metazoa, Mollusca, Gastropoda, Lepetellida, Haliotidae. The coding region runs from base 134 to 2446 and encodes 770 amino acids. The record is from RefSeq and is a predicted model, not a curated record. The transcript is spliced from 18 exons. Gene Ontology annotation, molecular function: protein binding.
UCUUGCGCAUGUGCGUCCUCUGACCCGCCAUAUUGAACUAGAAGGGUUUAUGUUGUAUUUGUGUGCAGGACGUUCGUACUGCAUUUGUUGAUUGUGUUGGAUUUUGUUGAUUGUUUAACUUAUUGCAUUCAAAAUGAGUGACAUCGACCCAAAUAAGUUGAAGGUUGCUGAGCUUCGGGAAGAGCUGAAGACGCGAGGAUUGGAAACAAAAGGCACGAAGCCAGUGCUUGUGAAGAGACUAAAACAGGCCCUCAACAAAGAGAGUGGAUCAGAAGAUGCUAAUGAAUCUCUGGACACAUCGCAAGACGCCGGUGAUGAAUCAUCACAGGAAGGGAGUCAGAUACAGGAAGAUCUGACAGCUGCAGAAACUGCUCCAGCAGCUGAGGCUGAACCUGAAGCUGAAGCUGAACCUAUGCAGGAAGAAGCUCCGACAGAAGCAGCAGCUGAAGCAGCAGCUGAGCCUGAGGUCGAGGUGAAGGCUGCAGAGGGGACAGAUGCUCAGAACGGGGAUGAGGAGGCUGCUCCAGGAGACGAUAUGGCUGAGGAGUAUCAGACUAUAGAUGAAACUUCACAAGAUGAUGGAGAGGAGGGCAAAGAUGAUGAACGUGGAGCAAAAAGGAAGAGGUCUAGAUCCAGAUCUAGGGAAAGGAAGAGGUCUCGUUCCCAUGACAGAUCUCGUCGGUCUCGAUCACGAUCACGAGACAGGCAUAGACGCCCACCACCCGAGAUGGAUGAUGAUGGCUGGGAAACUGGUACAGAUUUCAAGUUGGACAGAUUUAACUGUGACUUGAAUAUGCGCAUUGAUGAGAAUGGUGUGAAGGCUCACCCUCUGACCGUGGAAGGGUUUGGCUUCAUGUGGGCUGGUGUGAGAACAAUGUUCGCAGUGAACAAGGGCAAGGUUGCAUUUGAGGUCAAGAUAUUGGAGAACUUGAAUGUUGAACAUCUCCCAUCAGAAGAGUCCAACCCCCAUGUUGUGCGUGUCGGCUACUCAGUGGAUGGAGCUUCACUACAACUUGGUGAAGAGGCUUUGUCAUAUGGUUAUGGUGGUACAGGCAAGGCAUCAACAGAGUGUAAAUUCAAUGACUAUGGAGAGAAAUUCUCAGAGGGGGAUGUCAUCACAGCUUAUCUAGAUCUAGAUAGUGAGGAACCCACUAUUUCCUAUGCAAAGAAUGGUACAGAUCUUGGCAAGUGUUUUGAUAUUGACAAGAGUCAGCUGGGAGAACAGGCUCUGUUCCCCCACAUCCUCACCAAGAACACUGAGUUUGAAUGCAACUUUGGACAAAGGGAGGAGCCCUAUUUCCCUCUUGCUGAAGGCUAUGUGUUCUUUGAGACAGUGGCACAAGAAGAUCGUAUCAGGGGUGCCCUGCCACCAGCGCAGAAGGGAGAUUGUGAGAUCCUUAUGAUGGUUGGUCUGCCAGGCGCUGGCAAAACCUACUGGGCAGAAAAACAGGCAAAGGGAAAUCUGGAGAAGAGGUACAAUGUGCUGGGUACCAACAACAUCAUCGACAAGAUGAAGGUCAUGGGUCUGCCUCGUAAGAAGAACUAUGCUGGUCGAUGGGACGUCCUUAUUGACAAAGCAACAAAGUGCCUCAACAGGAUGAUUGAAAUUGCUGCUCGCAAAAAGCGAAAUUAUAUCUUGGACCAGACAAAUGUGUAUGCAUCAGCCCGGAGACGUAAAAUGCAGCCUUUUGAAGGUUUCCAACGCAAGGCGAUUGUGGUAGUACCUACUGAUGAGGAUUUCAAAACCCGCAUUGCCCAAAGGGAGAAGGAAGAGGGAAAAGAGGUGCCAGAAAAAGCUGUUCUUGAAAUGAAAGCUAAUUUCACAUUGCCAGAAACAGGGUCUCUGUUUGACGGUGUAGAGUUCACUGAGCAGGACAAGGAAGAGAUCGAUAAGCUGGUAGAGAAGUACCGCAAAGAAGGCCAGGCAGCUCUCCCUCCUCCGGACAAGAGAUUCAGAGGAGAUAGGUUCUCGGGUCGAGGUCGUUAUGACAACCGCGAUCGUCGUGGUGGCUAUGACCAACGUGAUCGUGGUAGAGGAGGCUACCGUGGGGGAUAUGACCGUAGAGGAGGUGGUUAUGGAGGCUACAAAUCAGGUGGGGGACGUUAUGAUGACCAGGAUAGAUCUGGAGGUCGACAGGCACAGUCCUAUGACCGCAACUACAACCAUAAUCGCAGUUACAACCAGGGCUCCUACAACAAGCAAGGCUCCUGGGGCAGUCAGGGGUCGUGGGGGAACCAGGGUUCAUGGGGCAACCAGGGAUCUUGGGGCUCAAACAACCCUAACUAUAAUUGGAGUGGUUAUGGCCAGGGUUCAUCAAACCAGGGAUACGGUCAAUGGGGAGGUCAAGGCAGCUGGGGACAGAACUACUGGGGUCAGGGUGGCAACUACAACAACCAGAAUCAACAGUACGGCAGCUGGGGCUAUGGCAACUACAGCAACAAAUAGUGGCUUCAACAUCACACCUAUAGUCAGUUUCCUUAAGUCACCAGUGCCCUGGUGUCAAGCAAGGGAGGAGUAGGGGAGAAGCAUGGAUCGGUUGAUGGGUAUACUUCAGCGACAGAUGUCAGGAGACCUGUGUUCAAGCCUGUUGUAUGAGGUACACCUCGACAUGAUUUCUACCUCUCAGCCGUACUCCGGAACCCACAAGACAGGGAUCAUGUCCUUGAUCAUUCAACCUGAACAUAUUUCUUUGAAUUUCUCAGUGUCUUCAUGUUACUGUUUUGGUGCAGUGUUGUGCUUGUGUAUCAACUGUAUAUAAAAUCCUGUCUGUUCCGUGAAGUUACACAAUGUUUUUGUAAAAGGAAAAGAAUACAGGAAUGAAACAGUUUUGCAUCAGCUGUAGAAUGCAUUUAUCAAGUCUUCAUGAAGAAGAUGGACAUUAGUCAUGUUGCUAUUUCUUACACUUAAUCUUGUUCUUUAGGUCAUUCGUCAUCUUUGUAGAUGUUCAUUAAUGUGAAUCAUGAAAAACAAUUGAUUAUGUGCAUAAUUAGAGAUACUUUCCAUGAAUCAGACCAUCACAGCAAGUUCAUCGUCUUCUCCCAUAUGACAGGAGCAUGGUAAAGCAUAUUAAUUGUUGCCUGUCAUUGUACAAAACAUGUCAUAUCUUUUGUUUUAAACCAUCAUCCGAGCCGAACUGUGUGCAUCUUCUGAUUUCAUUCAGGAACAUUCAUAGAUUUUAUAAAAAUAUUUUAUUGUAAUUUUAUUUUAAUGUUUCUUGUUAAAUUGGCCUUGUUGUUAGUGUCCAACUAUAACAAUAGUCAGUGAGAAUAGAGCCCUGUAAUUAAUAGUAGGUGGAUAAUUGGUAUUGUGUAUCAUGUACAUUGACAACUGUUGUAUCUAGCUGUUUCUGAGACUGACAUCUAGGAGCCAGUGUGACACUGAUCAGGAAAACUGGGGAUGCGGUUCCAGAAACUGCUGAGCAAAUCGGUUGUUGAAGAGAUUUUAGUGGAUAUUUUAUGUUCAAAAUGCGUUACUUAUGAAACAUGUCUUCAUUGUUAAAUACAUCUUUCUUGGCAA